AUGGUUAAAAGACCAUUAGAAAAGCUUAUAGGCAGCUUCUAUGUUAUAACCCUAAUAUGCAUAUUUCUUAUUAAGUAUAUUAAGACCUUAAACUGUCUACUUAAGUAUGGAAAAAAUUAUGAAAACCCUCAAUCAAAAUCAACCAUAAUAAAUUAUCUAACUUCCAUCACCGUCCCCAAACGAUGGUUCCUUCAUUUUUAUAUCGUAUAUUUUGGAUGCUGUUUUAGUACCGGCUGCUUUCUAGAGCUAGUCCAAAGGGACUCGAGGCUUAAUUCAGUCAUAACUACAUUUAUUACGUCGUGGCUGCCUGCUUCUUUGGAAUCAGCACCUGCUAACUACAAACACUACAAGCUUAUAUUCUAUUUAUUAUGCUUUCAGUCGUUCCGUAGAUUGCUCGAAAGUAUGUACAUCACAAAAUUUUCUUCAAAAGCGAAGAUCAACGUCUUUCAUUAUAUUAUGGGGUUAGCCUUCUAUACCACUAUCUCAUUAAAUUGUUUCCUCAGUUUACUUCCAUACCAUUUGAAUACCGCGAUUAUUCCUGUUAAUGAUGCCUUUGAUCUCACUGAUAAGAUUUUAAUCACGUUAUUUAUAUGGCUAUCUAUUGACCAGUUCCAGAACCAUUACCACCUAUCAACCCUACCAAAAUAUUCCGUACCCAAGUUUGGAAUGUUUCAAUUAGUUGGAUCUGCCCAUUAUCUUGACGAGAUAAUACUAUAUUUAAUAGUUGCAAUGAUCGGUAACCUACACGAAAAAUUGUCGAUUAUUGAUAUAAACUACAUCCUAGGUUGGGCAUUUGUCGCAGUUAACCUAUCCAUUAGCUCAUUAGAGUCAUAUUCAUAUUACAAAGCUAAAUUUCCUGAGUUUACUGUGAAGUAUAGUAUUAUUCCUGGCAUUUUAUGA
This is a messenger RNA of Debaryomyces hansenii CBS767, 900 nucleotides long. RefSeq names its product putative polyprenol reductase (gene DFG10). Bases 1 to 900 code for a protein of 299 amino acids. Gene Ontology annotation, molecular function: 3-oxo-5-alpha-steroid 4-dehydrogenase activity. Gene Ontology annotation, biological process: polyprenol catabolic process; dolichol-linked oligosaccharide biosynthetic process. The transcript has a single exon. NCBI's taxonomy places the organism in Eukaryota, Fungi, Ascomycota, Pichiomycetes, Serinales, Debaryomycetaceae. Gene Ontology annotation, cellular component: endoplasmic reticulum. The record is from RefSeq and is a predicted model, not a curated record.